This is a messenger RNA of Periconia digitata, 1719 nucleotides long. The record is from the annotation of a GenBank genome assembly. Lineage: Eukaryota; Fungi; Ascomycota; Dothideomycetes; Pleosporales; Periconiaceae.
UCUCCGACAACGUCCCUUAUCAGCAUGGCAACAGCCCCAGUUGAAGCUCGCUCGACGGGGCAGAAAGAAGAAUCGCCAAAGUCAAGCGAAGCUCCUCAUGAGAAUGCCAAACUGGACUAUCUCACUGGUGUCAAGUUGGGGCUCCUAGUGGCCAGCAUGACCUUGGUUUGUUUCCUCGUCUUGCUAGACAUCUCCAUCAUGUCUACGGCUAUCCCCAAGAUCACAGCACAAUUCCAUUCACUGGAGGACGUGGGUUGGUACAGUGGAGCGUUCCAAUUGUGCACGGCUGCACUUCAACCCCUGACUGGAAAGUUCUACACCUACUUCCGGAACAAGGAUGUUUUUCUCCUCCAUUUGUUUGUCUUUGAGGUUGGCUCUUUGAUAUGCGGUCUUGCGACCAGUUCUGGCAUGCUCAUCGGCGGGAGAGCUAUUGCAGGAGCAGGCGGCGCAGGUCUGAUGAAUGGAUGUUUGACGAUCAUUUCCAAUGCGGUAGUUGGGCACAAAAGACCACUAUACACCGGCAUUCUUUUGGGGUUUGCACAGUUAGGUCUCAUCUCAGGCCCACUGAUCGGAGGUGCCCUCACUGAACACGCAACAUGGCGAUGGUGCUUCUACCUCAAUCUCCCCAUUGGCGGCAUAGCAGCAGUCGUUCUCGUUCUCGUCAACAUUAACGACAAAAACUCAAAAACCCGCUACACCAUCGCCCUCAUCAAAAAAGUCAUCCCUCUGCUGGAUCUCCCCGGUUUCGCCCUGUUCGCACCAACCUGCUGCAUGUUCCUCAUCGCACUGCAAUUCGGCGGCGUGACAUAUCCCUGGAACAGCGCGACCGUCAUAGGCCUGCUCGUCGGCUCAGGCGUUCUGCUCAUCCUCUUCAUGCUCUGGGAAGCGAGAGCGGGAGAAGACGCCCUCAUUCCCAAACACCUCCUCAAAGGACAUAUCAUGAUCUCCAGCUCAAUCUACAAUUCAUUCCUGGCGCCCAUCACGAUGGUGACUAGUCUGUAUAUGCCGGUGUACUACCAAGCCGUCAAGGGUGUGGGGCCAACAGAGAGCGGUGUGGAUACUCUCCCAAGUAUCCUCAGCCAAAUCCUACUAGCCGUUGUCGGUGGAGCUGCAGUUUCAAAGCUAGGCUACUACCUCCCGUGGGCUACAUUGGGUGGUGUGCUUGCAGCCAUAGGCUGUGGUCUCAUGUCGACCAUGGAUGCUUCGACUUCUACCGCGGCGUGGGCUGGGUACUUAUUCAUUGCUGGAGCUGGACGAGGAGCUGGGAUGCAGAUGCCACUCGUCGCCGCCCAAAACAACCUCCCUGAAAAACUCAUCCCCACCUCCCUCGCCUUCCUCAUCUUCGCACAGGGCAUAUCGGGCUCGGUGUUCAUCAUCAUCUCAAACACAAUCUUCACGCAAACCCUCAAGAGCACGCUUCCCAUGUACGCGCCGUCCGUCUCCAUGCAAGACGCAUUAGCAGCCGGCGCGAGUUCAGACGCCAUACAGCAAUUAGUAGAGGGCCAUCGCGACGAGUUACCUGGCGUGCUUCAGGCGUACAGCGAAUCGUUGGGGAAUAUAUGGUUGAUGUUGAUGGGAUUUGCGUGUUUGAUUUUUCUCGCGAGUUUCGGCAUGGGGUGGACGGAUGUUAGGAAGAAGAAGGAGGCGACGGUGGAAGAGAAGAAGACGGAAAGUGAGUCGAAGAGUGCGAGCGAUGCAGGGGUGAACCAGGAGGUAUAA